UGCUAAUUAUAGAAGCGGGCAAGGGGAAUACGGACGGUGUUUGGGAACACACGCAGCAGGCCAGGGCACAAUAGGCCUACGCACUACGCCCGUUCAUUGUCUGACUUGUCGUUGACAAAUGCAUCCGCACAAGAUCCCGGUCUGUAACCCUCAUCAGCCCUACGUAGUUUUCCAAGCCUGCACACCUUUGCCGUCUGUCGAAGGAAUCUGCCAAAUUGCAUAAUUUUCGCCAGAAAAUCAUGCACUCUCAAAACGGCACCAACAGCGGAGUAUGUCAUCGUUCACUGUCCCUCAGCACUAACAGCGACCUGCUGUUGAGGCGAUUCAUGAGGGACUCGCUCGACCCUUGCAUCAUUAUAGCGCAGCAGGGAACCUCUGCGUGUAAACCCAGUUGCGCACUGAACUGCUCACGUUCGGAGCCAAAUUCAGAGACCUUGAACGAUGUCUCUCCCGUUGACCCGUUCAUCUUCGAACUGAACCCGGCUGCUGAAGCUGCUUUGGGUUAUGCGAUGGCGGAUCUGAAGCAGUUCGAUAAUAACGGGAUUCACCAAGUAGUCGCUGGGCGGGAUGAUGAUGCCACCGAGCAGCUUCAGACGCUUGCGUGGAUUAAGCAUCUACUACAAGUCGGGGACACUGACGAGAGUAAAACCUUCACCGAUAGAUUGAUGCAUUUCAAAAAGAAGACCGGGGAGAUAAUCGCAUCGGACGUCGAGUCUUACCCCGUAUAUUAUCGCGGCAACCGGGGAUCGACCGAUUCCGGCAUCAAAGCAAUUCUUCUAUGCGCGCGCAUCGUAACGCCGCUCUCCAGACUUAGCAGCAAACCCUCCAAUUCGGCGUUGGGCCGACAUCACUCAGCAGCCGACCUUGGGUCUUCGCAAACCAGUAUCGACUUUGCAGCGCCUGAUUUCGAGAAAAGAUUGCAGAAAAUAUAUCAAAACGCCGCUCGGGCUGUUGGUCACGAUUUCUUUGCGACGAUGCUCCGUAGCGUAUCGAACUGGUCAGGCUUCUGCUAUGCCUGGAUUGCUAUGGCCGUACCACAUCAAUCGACUCCGGGGGGCGAGAGCGCCGGCACUCGGCCAACUAGGUUGAGGUAUUGUGGUUUCUAUCAUAGAGAUCACGGGUAUAUCCGGGAAGUAGAAGGAAAGGAAUACAACAUUGCGGAUACCCCAUGCGUUUACACGCUUGAUGACAACGUGGUAUCGAUCCCAGAUGGCGUCAUGGACCUAUUCCCAGACAAUCCCGCAUGGCAGACGCUCGACCGAGCGCCGCAAUCAUUCGUUGCGGUUUCCAUCCUCGACACCGAAACGGGAGAGUACCUCGGCGUUAUUGGCAUGAUCGAUGAUCGGCCCGGACUGUUGGGGGUUAUCGGCAGCGCCGAGCACGUUCGGGUUGGGUUGUGUGUGUUUGCGGAGAGAGCGGGCGCGGAGAUCAAACGGUUGAAGAUGGAGGCUCAAUUGACGGAAGCUAAGGAAGUGGCAGUGGCGGCUAAUCAUGCUAAAACGGAUUUCAUCUCACAUAUGAGUCAUGAACUCAGGACCCCAAUGAACGCGGUGCUCGGAAUGGCUCAGCUUUUACAGGACACCCCGUUAACAUCGGGGCAACAGGAACUCCUGAGCACUCUCAACGACGCAGGGAGCCACCUUCUCGACGUAAUCAACGAGCUGCUAGACGUGACCAAGAUCGAGAUGGGCUCCUCGAUAACGCUCUUACCCACGCCUGUUAAUGUGCCUGCACUCUUGGAAGAGGUCGUCAAAUUGGUGCAACCAACCGAUCUAGGACGAACAUUUCAGAUCAACCAAUCGCCGUCGGACUCAGUCAGUCCACUCGCGGGUCCUGCUAUUGCUAGGAAGAAGGUCGAGAUCAAGUGGGAGGUUGGGAAAGGGCUGCCUGAGUCGAUCAUGGCGGAUAAGUCGCGGUUAAAGCAGAUACUUAUCAAUUUGGCGGCGAACGGGUAUAAGUUUACUGAUGAAGGGCAAGUCGUCAUACGAUGCAUCCGUCUCGAAGAUGAAGCUUGCGCCGGACUCUUUUGCGGAGGCACGGAAGCUCGAGAAGUCGAACUUCAAUUCGAAGUGCAGGAUAGCGGGCCAGGAAUCGGACCGGAGGAAGCUGCGCGCUUGUUCAAGCCUUUCGUCCAGUUGGACAGCACAAAGGCAAAGCAUGCCCAGGGCAGCGGUCUCGGACUCACCAUCGCCCAUCACCUAGUCGGCCUCAUGGGCGGCAAGAUCUGGGUGAAGCCGCCCUCCCAAGAGCGCGGCGCAACAAUGGCCUUCAAGUUCAAGUGCCCAAUCUCUGAGAAAAGCACCGCAAACGGCCAGGCAACCUCGCCCAACGGAACUCGUAUGACCCUCCAACGCCAGCGCAAAUGGAGUCCAGACCUCUCGGCUCGCCUACCGUUCAAGAUCCUCCUUGCGGAAGACAAUGUUUUGAACGCGCGGAUCGUUAGGACGUUCUUGGGGAAGUUUGGGUAUCGGGACGAUUCGGUCGAACAUGCGCUUGAUGGCGUGCAAGCUGUGCGAGCGGUGUUGGAAGCGGAUGCCAAAGGGAGGAUGUACGAUAUUUUGUUCCUUGAUAUGUUUAUGCCUGGGCUGAACGGGCACGAAACAUGCGAAAAGAUCAUGGAGCAUUUCCAAAAACCCACAACGUCCUCGCGACCACCCUAUAUCGUCGCACUAACCGCCAACGCCUCGGUCGAGGACCGCGAUAAAUGUCUCGCGAUCGGGAUGAGGAGCUACCUGACGAAACCGCUGCUCAUUCAGGAUCUGUAUGACGCUUUGGUUGAGGCUGGGAGGGAACGAGAUGUGGGGGAUCAGGGAAGACGUUGGGUAGGGGCGGUCUAGUGUGCGAGGGCCGCAAUGAAGGACGCUAGGACCUGUCCUAGCUGUUGGACAACCGGGCUCAGCAUCGCGCACACACCUGCCCGUCACCAUCAUCAGUUUGUUUGCAAGAAGAGUCUUGAGGAUUUAGGCGAGAUCAUACCGUGAUCAUUCGGUGGCUUGCUUGCCAGGGAUGCAACUGAGUCCCACACGAUGCAUAUACCCGGUGGAAGAAGUGGAAAAGGGAAACCGAUCGAUGUUUCAGUUGUCUAAGGAUUGCGGGCAAUUUACCCCAAACCUUUCGAAAUCGACAGGCAUCAGUGGAGUAGGAGGAGAAUAUCAUCAUCCUCCGGAGCUGAGAUGGGACACGUGGCUCCGGCAUCAGCGACGGACAGCUAGUUUGCUCGCAGCCGCUACACAUCCCCCUGCACAGUUCGUGUUGCCGCAUUCUGUUAUCUAUUUGUUACAUGUGCAUGUACAUAGACUUUGUGAAGUCCCCCAAUGUAAAGUCAAAACAGUUCUGC
This is a messenger RNA of Fimicolochytrium jonesii, 3337 nucleotides long. RefSeq lists its product as uncharacterized. The coding region runs from base 240 to 2837 and encodes 865 amino acids. Gene Ontology annotation, molecular function: phosphorelay sensor kinase activity; histidine phosphotransfer kinase activity. NCBI's taxonomy places the organism in Eukaryota, Fungi, Chytridiomycota, Chytridiomycetes, Spizellomycetales, Powellomycetaceae. Gene Ontology annotation, biological process: phosphorelay signal transduction system; protein autophosphorylation. The record is from RefSeq and is a predicted model, not a curated record. The transcript is spliced from 8 exons.